CUGUUGUCUGAUUGGUCAGAGCACACACACUGAACUCUAUCUCACUUCUCUCGGCUCAACAGGAAGUCAAUCAAUCAGUGGAAAGUGUUGCUGAACUUCGUCUCGUCUUUGUUACAGGUAUUUCUUCGCGGAUUUUCUGUAUCAGCAGAGCCCAGAGAGACAGACAGACAGACAGCAAGGACACUCACGGUUAAACGGUGGUGAUUCUACAACUGCAGGAUGCAGCCGGUAGAAGCACUAAAGGGGGUUUCUACUCAAAGCCAGCUGGUGAAUUCUCUGAAGGUGUAUCUGAACAACAAGAACAGACUACAACCCAUUAUUGGUCUGGGCAGUAUAAUAGAAUGUGUGAAAGCAGGUACAAACAAAGGAGAAGCACUUUACCUGUGUAAGGUGUGUGCGCGUCGAGUCAGUAAAGCUGACAUCCGUAACCACAUCAUGGGAAGCCUCCACAGAUACAACUACAUUAAAGUCUGGCACCCCCACUUAGUGUCAGAAUGGAAGGAGAACUCUGACCUUUCCAAGCUGGCCUGGCCACUGAUGGAGAAAGCCAAGAUUCUUGAGGGAACUGAGGGACCAGGAGAUGUCCAUUUGUUAGAGGUUCAAGAUACCGUCUACCAGAGGAUGGCUACAUGCAGUGAUAACGAUGUGGUAAAUCUGAUAAAUGUAUUAAAAGAUGGAUACAUUAAACGUGGGAGACAUUCAGAGCUGGAGCCGGAGCAGUCUCCCGUCCAAUCAAGUAGGAUUGUAUUGCUUGCCCGUAACCAACCGAGAUCACCCAGGACGAUCUCAGGCGGCUGGUUAAACGGCACGUGUAUGUCACUGUCCGACGACACCCGGGUGACACCUGAGUCUCCUUUGCUGUCUGAGAAGAGAGGCAGCCCUCUUAAUGACUAUACGGGAUGCAAGCCUCUUAUUGGUCUUUCCUGUGUGGUGGAGUGCAGAAGCGAAGCUGGCCACACACACUGUUUCUUAUGUCACUGCUGCCGCAUCAGGUCCAGCAAAAGGGACAUCGUCGAUCACCUGACCAGUUCAUCCCAUCUCAGGAACUACUUGAUGGAAAGUCAUCCUGAGCAGGUGGACGUUAUAACAGCAGACGUUAAUGAUCAUUGUCAGCUUCUCCAAUCGCUGGCCAGGGAAGUGGAGCAAGGGGAGGGCAGAGGCGAGCUGAAGGUGGUAAACGUACCAGAAUUACUCUGUGUCCAGCUGACUGGCAAAAGUUACCACUGGUGCAUGAAGAUGCUGUGUAAUGGAUGGACAAGCACUAAUGUCCAAAAGAAGAGAAUGGCUUCCAAAGGGCUAACUGUGGACAAGACUUCAAAUCAGGGAAUGCCGGAGAAUUGUGCCGCGGUGAUGAAGGUUACAUCAAAGAGGAAGAAGAGGAAAUGGAAAAAUACUGUGUUUAAGGUAAGCCUGCCUCUUACCAAAGGUUCAGUGCUGCUGGAGAGGACGUCGUUCAGCGUGGACAGCCUGCCUGUGGCAUCCGCAUACUUGCCUCCAUCCGACUCAGAUCUCACCUUCUCGCCAGAGUCUCGGGCAGAGGAGUGUGAGUUUGACAGGGACACUCCGUAUACCGUCGCAGAACUCACGCCAGAAGAAGUUCAGCAAGACCUCUGUAGCGGAGAUGCCGAAGCUGGUCAAUACACGAGACCAGAGAGAAACUCUGCUUGUUAUUACUUAAAGGUGGAUGGUGUGUUUAAUGACAAUGAGCAUUUCAACCAGUCUGAAUACCGAACUUGGACAAAAGACCCAAGGCUUUAUGGGGUGAACAGUGACAACAGAGAGUGCAGUUAUCAAGAAAGAUCAAGUGAGACUUAUGAAGGCCCACCAACACAAAAUAAGUGGCUGUCACCUUCCGUUUCCCACAUUCAGGCCUGGCCAGUGUAUAACUCUUCCUAUGGACGUUGGGAGGGUUGCACUGAGCAGUGGUACAGUUCAACCUCACAGAAUAGAGGUGACACAAGAGCUGAAGUGUCGAGCGAGGAGAGACUGGGUGAGAUGAACUCAGAUGUUACUCGGUAUUAUUUCCAACAACAGCCCCAAGACCAGUACAUGGCACAAAAUCCCACAAGUCUUGUGACAGGCAGUGUGGGGCAGUCUGGAGAAUUGGCUCCACAUGUUCGAGCUUCUUGGGUCAACGCCCAUCCUCAUGUAGGAGGUUCCCUUUCUCACAGUGGCAACAUUGCACCAGUGCAGAGAAUACCGUUUCUUCAGUAUGAACAGAGCCCAUGGCAGACAUACAUGGGGUGCAGCACUGGUCAUGUCCAGACAGCUCCGCAAAGUUACAUGAUGCAGCCUGCGGCCCAACAAGCCAUACAAGUAGGUCAAGGAGUGAUGUCUGACCCAAACCACAAUACUGGACCUGUGACAGAGCCUGAGCAGCAAUUUCCUCAUCCAGCUGUGAUAUGGAGCUCUUGCUAUCCUUAAUUUCAGAAUUGCUGUUUUUUUUUCAUUUUAGAUUGAACAGCUCCUUUUAUGCGCCCAUGUUGUUAUUCUGAAUAUAUUGCCACACCGAACUGAGACCAAAUUUCUGCGUCUCCAUUUAGUGAAAUCACACUCACAGCAUGGGUUUUAAACCAAGAUAAACAGGUCUGAUUUUUGUCAGAAAUGGGAAUCUCCUACUGGAGCGAUAUUUUGCUUGUAGUUAAGUUUUUCAGUAAUUCUUUUUUUCUUUUCUUUUUUUUGUAAAUUGUAUUGCUUCAGAACAAGAAGAGAGAAAGUUUGAACUCUUACUUGGGCUGUGCUUUAUAGAUAUAAAUAUAUUUAACUACCUACAUUUUCUUUUCGACCAAUAUGUUAUGUACAAGCUGUGCCUGAGUAACUAUUCAUUAGAUAAGUGACAGUUCACUUUAGGUUCAUGCUUGAAUACAUUUCUAUCAACUUUUGAAAAAAAUGUCCAUGUUGAAAAACAAGUUCAUAUACAUAAUGGCUUGAUUUUGACCUCUUUUGUCUACCACCGAAGAUAGUACAUUUAUGUUGACCAUGAUGUAUGAAUGACCAUGAGAUCAAAUUGAUUUUCUUUUGUUAUUUGUGGUAACUAAAUGCAUGUACUUCAGUACAGCCUAUAAGUACAUUGUUGAGGGACUUGUACUUAAUCACAUUCAUUUUAUCUUGCUUUACACUUCAACUGUAUUACAUUUCAAAGUGAUAUAGUGUACUUCUGUGUUCACUUAAAUGCAGUAGUUACAUUGAUUUAACAUAGAGAUGUGAUCAGCUUUUUAAAUAUGAUGCAUUGUUACAUAUUAAAGGCCUCACCUUGUUUUCGGGUGAGUUGCUGAUUAAAAAGUGUUAAAAGCCAUGCUGUGCCAUUCGUGCGGUCAUUAUGUACUUUAUGAUGAAACUGUAAACUGUCCUGUAACAAAGCUAACAAGUAAAACUUUUUUUUUGUUUGUUUGUUUUAAUCUGAAAGGGACUAUAAUGCAUUGUGAGCUUUUGGACUUUUUUUUAUUCAUUUAUUUUUUUACUUCAAGUACAUUUUGCUGUAAACAUUGUACUUUUACUCAAAUAGAAUUUUGAAUCCAGGGCCUUUAUCUUGUAACAGCAUUUUUCACACUAUGAUAUUGUAACUUAAGUAAAACAUUUCAACUUCUUCCACAA
Molecule: messenger RNA, 3594 nt
Organism: Acanthopagrus latus (yellowfin seabream)
Lineage: Eukaryota; Metazoa; Chordata; Actinopteri; Spariformes; Sparidae
Exons: 12
Coding region: 220-2424 (734 amino acids)
Cellular component (GO): precatalytic spliceosome
Molecular function (GO): double-stranded RNA binding; single-stranded RNA binding
Source: RefSeq, a predicted model, not a curated record